AUGGGCAAUAGCGCCAGCCGUGUCACGGCCCAAGACAAGGCGAUUCUCGACCUCAAGACGCAGCGCGACAAGCUGCACCAGUAUCAGAAGCGCGUGACGGUGCUGACGGACCGCGAGACGCAGAUUGCGCGGCAGAUGCUGGCGAGCGGCGACAAGAAGCGCGCGCUGCUGGCCCUGCGGCGCAAGAAGUACCAGGAGUCGCUACUGGCCAAGACGGACGCCCAGCUAGAGCAGCUCGAGAAGCUGACGUCGAGCGUCGAGUUCGCCCUGAUCCAGAAGGACGUCGUCUUCGGCCUGCAGCAGGGCACCAAGGUGUUGAAGGAGAUCCACGCCGAGAUGGGCGGCAUCGAGCACGUCGAGAAGCUGAUGGGCGAGACGGCCGACGCCAUUGCCUACCAGAGGGAAGUCAGCGAGAUGCUCGGCGGCCGCAUUUCCAACCAGGACGAAGACGAAGUCGAAGAGGAGCUCGCGGCGCUCGAGGCCGAAGUCACCGCCGAGCGCCGCACCGCCGCAGUGCAGCCGCUACCGAACGUGCCCAACACAGAGCUACCAGCAGCAGCAGCAGCAGCAGCAGCAGCAAUAGAAGCCAACACAGAGGAAGCGGAACACAGAGCCAGCGCGAAACAGCCGCCGCAGCGCCAGCCCGAGCGGCAAGCCAUGCUAGCCUAG
Lasiosphaeria miniovina is the source of this 669-nucleotide messenger RNA. Its product is annotated as Snf7-domain-containing protein. NCBI's taxonomy places the organism in Eukaryota, Fungi, Ascomycota, Sordariomycetes, Sordariales, Lasiosphaeriaceae. The record is from RefSeq and is a predicted model, not a curated record. Gene Ontology annotation, biological process: vesicle budding from membrane; late endosome to vacuole transport via multivesicular body sorting pathway. Gene Ontology annotation, cellular component: ESCRT III complex; multivesicular body. The transcript is spliced from 3 exons. Bases 1 to 669 code for a protein of 222 amino acids.